Gamsiella multidivaricata is the source of this 840-nucleotide messenger RNA. RefSeq lists its product as uncharacterized. The transcript has 2 exons. NCBI's taxonomy places the organism in Eukaryota, Fungi, Mortierellomycota, Mortierellomycetes, Mortierellales, Mortierellaceae. The record is from RefSeq and is a predicted model, not a curated record. The coding region runs from base 83 to 409 and encodes 108 amino acids.
CUCCUUGGCCUCUCCAACCCACUCUCUCUCUCUCUCCACUCCCAUCCUACACACCACCCUGCCACUACACAAAUCUUCAAAGAUGCGUUUCUCUGCCGUCGCCAUCCUCGCCGCCGUUGUCGCUGUUGCCAACGCUCAGUCGGACGCUUACCCCUUCAAGGACAACGGCGCAUGUGUUGCCAAGUGCCUUCUUGAUGCGGGCUUGAGCAUGGACCCUAACUUCACCGAUGAUCCCACCAACCCCAACUUCCUCACGUCCCUCGGCUACGCUCAUGACAAGGGCACUCCCAAGUACACCGCCUACAUGACCAAAAGUGGCACGUGCAUCACUGGAUGUCCCGCAGUACGUAUUCGGUGCCUUUGCAGUCUUACACACACACACACACACGCACACACACAAACUCCCUAAAGGAUUUAGCUUGUCCCUAACCUCAUAAUUUCUCUUUCCCUGACAAAUAGGCCGAGCUGGCCCUCUACAACGAGCAGUAUGAGAAGAAGACCGAGUGGUACAACCAGAAGAAGGCCGGUGCUACCGGUUCCGUCUCUGCCACUGUCACUGCCACUGCCACUGCCACUGUCACUAACCCCCACGGAGGCGCUACUCCCACUGGCACUGCCACUGCCACUAACCCCCACGGAGGCGCUUCUCCCACUAGCACGGCCAGCAGCGCUGCUGGACUGGUUGCUGGAUCCAGCGCUAUCGUCGGUGCUGCUGUCGCCUUCUUGGGUGCCCUUGCUCUCUAAGUGGAUUCUCCCCCACUCUUCCACCUAUUUGUACUUAGACACUCUUAAUCAUGCACUCUCUUAUAAUAAAGCCCAUGUUACCGUGCGGCCAUGCUG